Messenger RNA from Owenia fusiformis, 1367 nucleotides. The record is from the annotation of a GenBank genome assembly. NCBI's taxonomy places the organism in Eukaryota, Metazoa, Annelida, Polychaeta, Sabellida, Oweniidae.
AGAGACUGAAGUACAUGUAGGAAGUUGCUGCUGAGCCUGAUUCGUAAAUACGGAUAUGUAUAAAUACUCCACACUGAGGGCACAUUUCUGGAAAACUGUCACCACACAAUAUUUUGUCUUUCUCAUGCUUGGUCUGAUAUAUUGGAGAUAUCUGCUCAAGAAUAAUGCUCCUGUCGAAAUCCAACAAAUAUAUAGCCAAUUCGAAGAUACCUCGUUUGAAGAAAGCACAGAUGAGAACAACAGCAGUUCUGCUAAUGAAUCUUACUGUAAAUGGGACAUAUUUCCGAGGCUCAGAAAGGUUUUCAACACCAGGAGGCAGCACUUGAAAGACGCAUGCGCAAAGCUCAAUUCUGAACGCCAAAAUAAAACAUACGGGUUUCUAUUUGUUGACGAUGCACAUAAACUACUUAUUUGCCCAGUUGCAAAAAUUGGCUGCUCUUUCUGGAAAGCUGUUCUUUUGAUAUUAUCACAUAGAACAGGAGAGAAAAAUCCACUGGACGUGCUAACGGGAGUGCACUCCAAAGAGUAUCCUCAGUUGAGGUUAGAUCCACCCGAUGUUCAGAAAAGAAAAAUGGAUACGUAUACCAAAGUUAUAUUCACCAGAGAUCCACUCUCCAGAUUGUAUUCUGCGUAUCAAGAUAAAUUUGUCAACUUUAAUACACUGUUUUGGAAUAUGUACGGAAAAUUGGCAGUCCGAUUAUUUAGGGAAAAUGCAACAAGGAAAUCGUUAAGCAAUGGUCAUGAUGUCACGUUUGAGGAAUUUCUUCGACUUGUUGUACUCAACUCUGAAAUGGACAAGAUUAAUUCCCAUUGGGUCAGCGUCGAGCAAAGCUGCCAUCCCUGUGACGUCGACUAUGACGUCAUAGGUCACAUGGAAACAUUUGACAAGGACGCAAAAUAUGUACUAUGUACUUCAGGAAUGCAAAACAUUAUCCAGCUUCCGAGUGAAGAUAAGACAGCCAAUAUUCUUAAAAACGUACGCAGAGACACAUUUAGAGCACUGUCUUUAAAAUCUACGUUACUAAAAGUAUUCGGAACUGAGAAAGAAUUCCUCGACAGACUAGUUAGUAAUUUUAUGCAACAUGGGUACAUCAAUUCUCCAGUUACUAUACCAUUGAACUCCACAAGCAAAGACACAUUUGCGCUACUCGAGAAACAUGUAAAAUUAGAGGCAAAGCAUCCCUAUAAAUUGCUAGCUAGCAAACACGAUCCAUCGAAGGAUAUACCGAGAGAUUUAUUGGAUAAAGUGAUGGAUCUUUACAAAUUUGACUAUGAAUUAUUUGGAUAUAAAAGACAAUAAACAAAAAUAAAUGUUAUGACAUUAUGCUUAUAUAAAGAGAUAUAGCCUAAUAAAUACAUGCCAAAUA